Molecule: messenger RNA, 546 nt
Organism: Neocloeon triangulifer
Lineage: Eukaryota; Metazoa; Arthropoda; Insecta; Ephemeroptera; Baetidae
Product: histone H2A
Exons: 1
Coding region: 75-449 (124 amino acids)
Cellular component (GO): nucleosome
Molecular function (GO): structural constituent of chromatin; DNA binding; protein heterodimerization activity
Source: RefSeq, a predicted model, not a curated record
UCGAGUAUAAAUACUCUGAGGCGGCCCUAGGCUGGCAUCUGUUUCGUUUCGUCGCAACAAGAACAAGCAUCAACAUGUCUGGACGUGGCAAGGGAGGAAAGGUGAAGGGAAAGGCAAAGACCCGCUCCAGCCGUGCCGGACUUCAGUUCCCCGUCGGCAGAAUCCACCGUCUGCUGAGGAAGGGCAACUACGCCGAGCGCGUCGGUGCCGGCGCCCCCGUCUACCUGGCCGCCGUCAUGGAGUACUUGGCCGCUGAAGUCCUCGAGUUGGCCGGCAACGCCGCCCGCGACAACAAGAAGUCGAGAAUCAUCCCCCGUCACUUGCAGCUCGCCAUCCGCAACGACGAGGAGUUGAACAAGCUGCUCUCCGGCGUCACCAUCGCCCAGGGAGGUGUCCUGCCCAACAUCCAGGCCGUCCUCCUCCCCAAGAAGACCGACAAGAAGGCAUAAGCGCCCGAAACAUCAGUCUUCGAAAAUCGGCCCUUUUCAGGGCCACCCAAAUUACUCAAAUAAGAGUGCGAAAGCAAUGAUUAAAAUAUUCAUGAAA